AACGAUACAACUGUGAGAAAUGUACUGUUAGACAUGUACUGAUAAUUGCAGCAAAAUGAAUGGGUUAACGCAUCAGCGAAGAAGUAUACGCCCAUAUGGAAAUAAUUAUAACCAGUCAAGGUCCGCGAGCUUGGUGAAAUCACCCUUCGCGCUAGGAAUUGACUGUUUACUUCACGCAGAGGAGUUCGUGUUCUCCGGAACAGUAACUGAUGGAAUAUUUUCGCUUGGACUACUUGGACCGGAGAAUAUCAGCUUAAAAUCUAAAAGAACGCAUUCAGCGCAGCAAAGAAAAGCGAUGUCGAUGAACUUCCAAAGCGUGAAUCCUCUCAAUGUUCGAUUGAACAAGGUCUCGGGCAACCUGCUGCCGGUGACCGCUGACGGGUCGUCGUUUCCUAUAUAUUGGCAGGUAUAUGCUAUCGUGAUAUGGAUUAUGGAAAUCAUUCAAAUGAGCAUAUUAAUCCCCGGCUGCUUCCAAGUGCCAAUGCAGAACGCUCUGAAAGACGGCAUGAUUGGUAUCGCGAUCACGCUUGAGGUGUUCUUCAUAGUUAUACGACUGCACUUGUGCAAAGGACUGAUAGAAAGGUUGAUCAAUAGGCUGAACGACAUCAUGCUCUUGGACGAUGAGCUGAUGCGGAACACCGUAAGAACGACCAUCAAGUCAAUGGAUAAACCCCUCAAGUUCUGCUGGUUGGCCGGCGUAGUGUCCAUAAUCUUGUGGUGUAGUCCACCGUAUGCGUUGAUCUUUCAAAAGGAUCUCUUCGUUUACCUAGAUUACAAGAUGCCGGUCGCUUUCGGCACAGAGCCCUUCUCCACUGGAGUCUUCGUGGUGGGAAGUCUCAUCGUGUCGAUCAGCAGCGCGUAUAUUUUCACUAAGAAAAUUGCCGUGGACACCUACAUGAUAAAUUUAGUACUAUUAGUGACGGCACAGUAUCGAUACAUCUCAUUAAAGUUGUCGCUGGUGAUAAGAGACAGAAGUCCGGAGAAUAAUCUCAAUGGACCUGUCGAAAAAGAACGUUACUUUGAGAUAGAUCGAUACGUAAAAGAGCAGGUCAAAUCAUUGUGCCGACAUCACAACACCAUGCUUUACGUAACGCUUAUAUUGAAACAGUUGCUAUCGCUAAACUUCAGUUUAAUAUACAUAAACAAUGUUUUUCGUUUUUGCUGCAUCGCUUUCAUGAUAUUAGUAGUAUCGUCCAUGGAUUUUGUGGAGGGCUCCGGGGUUAUCUUGUACGCCUGUGGUGGAGUUGUGCAACUCUAUUUAUUGUGUUAUUGCGUACAACAGUUAUUAGAUGCGGUAAGCAUCCUGUGAUCCAUACAUGACUUCAUUUCGGAUUCAACUCCAUUUAAAAGCAUAUUUGCACAUGC
Molecule: messenger RNA, 1365 nt
Organism: Harpegnathos saltator (Jerdon's jumping ant)
Lineage: Eukaryota; Metazoa; Arthropoda; Insecta; Hymenoptera; Formicidae
Exons: 5
Coding region: 56-1309 (417 amino acids)
Source: RefSeq, a predicted model, not a curated record